AUGGCCAGCUCUCCUGCCCAGCUCCUAGCCCAGGAUCUCCCGCUGCUCCCAGGCCAGGCCCUGCUGCAGGAGUGGGGCAGAGUCCCGCCCAGCAUGGAGGGGUACAGCAGCUGCUCCCCAACACCCUCCACCGACUCCUGCAGCCUCUCACCCCUCUACCCGCUCUGCCCAGCUCCCCAGGAGCCCUGCAGCAGCUGCCCUGCAGCCCCAAGCCUGGUGCUGACGCCAAGACGCAGGGCUGGCCUAUGCCCAGCCUAUGGGAGCAGGAAGGGCAGCAGGGGCAGGGCAGGCGGUGGGCAGAGGCAGAGCGCCAGCGAGCGGGAGAAGCUGCGCAUGAGGAAUCUGUCCAAGGCUCUCCACACCCUGCGACGCUACCUGCCCCCCUCGGUAGCACCGGCCGGCCAGAGCCUGACCAAGAUCGAGACCCUGCGCCUCGCCAUCCGCUACAUCUCCCACCUGUCGGAGCUGCUGGGGCUCAGCGAGGAGACGCUGGCCCAGAGGAGAGAGGGCCCACGCCGGCACUGCCAGCUGUGCCCCGAGGGGCUGGGUUGCUGCCAGGCCACGACCCCUGGCCUCCGGGCAGCAUCUCCAGCCCCGUGGGAGGGGUCCCCCCAAGCCACAGAGUCCUGGGUGUCGCCCACCUGCUGCCCUGCCGCAGGGACACCCCCUGAGCUGCACAGGGCACGAAUCCUGGAUGCGGGGCCGAUGCUGCUGCCAGCUGAAUUUGCAGACAUGGGUCUGUCCUCCCAGGAUCUCUCCGGCGAGCUCCUCUCCCUCCUGGAGGCCCUGCUUCCCCAGGACUGA
Gopherus flavomarginatus (Mexican gopher tortoise) is the source of this 804-nucleotide messenger RNA. Its product is annotated as mesoderm posterior protein 1-like. Gene Ontology annotation, cellular component: nucleus. NCBI's taxonomy places the organism in Eukaryota, Metazoa, Chordata, Testudines, Testudinidae. The transcript is spliced from 2 exons. Bases 1 to 804 code for a protein of 267 amino acids. The record is from RefSeq and is a predicted model, not a curated record. Gene Ontology annotation, biological process: mesoderm formation; somite rostral/caudal axis specification; regulation of transcription by RNA polymerase II. Gene Ontology annotation, molecular function: RNA polymerase II cis-regulatory region sequence-specific DNA binding; DNA-binding transcription factor activity, RNA polymerase II-specific; protein dimerization activity.